Molecule: messenger RNA, 1224 nt
Organism: Physcomitrium patens
Lineage: Eukaryota; Viridiplantae; Streptophyta; Bryopsida; Funariales; Funariaceae
Source: RefSeq, a predicted model, not a curated record
AUGCGGUUUGUGCAGAAGCGAUUAGGGCUGAACCGACAUUCAACAUAUAUGGCAAGGAGGUUAUUAUUUUCAGCAAUUGCGACGCUGGAGGGGAUGGUCUUCAACUGGGCAGCGUAUGUUGCGACCAGAAUCCAUGCAGAAUUGGAUGUGAAAAGAAGAACAGGGAAGGUUACCACGAUGUUAUGCUCCAACUACGUGUGUAAAGCAAUUAGAUAUCAACUGAAGCAACCUUCAAUGGUGGAGAGACUAGACGCUGUAGCAACAGAGACAAGAGUAGAGUCAACGCCAUUGCUAUCAAAACAAGUCAAGGAAGCGGCGAUAGCAGAGUGCAGCCAAGCUAGAAAUUACGAACAGACCAAUGUCAGCUCGUCAUCUAGAGAAUUGGGUCGUCCUAGUACCAAUAUGGCCGUCACUCCACCAGUACUGGUAGAGUAUUAUCAACGGGUGGAUUUAUCGGGAGCUGGCCAGCAGGCAAGAGAACUCAAAGAGUUAAUCUCGGCACAAAUUACUCAAUUACAGAUGGCCGUUGAAAAAAUGGGCAAUGAAUUCAGCCUUAGACAGGUACUGGAGGAGAAGGACAAGAUCAUUGAGGAUCAGAAGAAGAAGAUUGGAGAUUUACAAUGUGCUUCAGUAAUGGACGCUCUCAAAUAUUCAAGAUUAGAGCACCAAUUCAAGGAGACCCAAGCGGAAUGGGCCAAGGAGAACAAGUUGGCAAAGAGUCUGAUGGAGCUUACCAAGCAGGAGUGUAUGGAGUUGCGGAACCAAUACCAAGAGGACAAGAAUAAGGUGGCGGAAUUGGAAGCCAAGAGAUCCAAAUUGGAGGACGAUUUUUGGAGACAAUCGGAAAGCUCAAAGAUGGAGAACGAGCAAUUGAAGAAAAGGAUUGCCGAAUUGGAGGCAGAAAUGAUUACAGUUACCACGCAGCAAGGAGAGGUCAAUCCAGCAAGUACAUCUUUAUGGGAAUUAGAGAAACAGGUGCAUGCCCUGGAGGAGCAGCUGAAAGAGCGAGACACCCAAAUUGCGCUUUUGGAGUCUGAGGUUCGGGAAUUGGGAGCACUUAACGAGGACUUGACAGCUUUAUUGAAUGCAGAGCAGGUGAGAGAGGGAGUUGGAAAAGAAGCUCAAGAAGUCGAAACCAAUCUCACUUAUGGAAAUGAUGAAAUGGACCAAGGCGGACCAGAGGUUCAGACAUUGGAGGAAGCCAAUGAUGUGGUGAUAUUGUAA